Messenger RNA from Lutzomyia longipalpis, 1994 nucleotides. Its product is annotated as solute carrier family 35 member E1 homolog. The record is from RefSeq and is a predicted model, not a curated record. Bases 186 to 1283 code for a protein of 365 amino acids. NCBI's taxonomy places the organism in Eukaryota, Metazoa, Arthropoda, Insecta, Diptera, Psychodidae. The transcript has 4 exons. Gene Ontology annotation, molecular function: antiporter activity. Gene Ontology annotation, cellular component: Golgi apparatus.
GAAAUGAGAAAAAAACCGUUGGGAAUUUGAAUAAAAAUCAGCGAGAGCGCGCGACAAAAUAUUGGACGCACCAAUAAAAUGUCAAAAUUUCAGUGCGUGGCAUAAAUUCGUGUGCGGGGAGAAAAAAGCACGAAAAUUCCAGGGAAACUGGGUUUGUGUGGGUGAUUGUGGUGCUCCAUUGAGUCAUGUCGGAGCGCAAGGAGAGCCGCCAGUGGGCAACGAUCCUGUUGCUUUGCAUCCUGUGGUACAUUGUCUCAUCCAGCAACAAUGUCAUCGGGAAGCUUGUCCUCAGUGAAUUUCCCUUCCCCACCACCGUGACAAUGGUCCAGCUGCUGAGUAUAACGGUCUACAGUGGACCCUUCUUCAAUCUCUGGGGUGUCCGGAAGUACGCUGAUAUGUCCUGGCGGUACUACGCCAAGAUAAUUAUUCCCCUGGCUCUGGGCAAGUUUGUUGCCUCCGUCUCAUCCCACAUAAGCAUCUGGAAGGUGCCUGUCUCCUAUGCGCAUACAGUGAAGGCAACAAUGCCCCUCUUCACAGUCAUCCUGUCCAGGGUAAUCCUCAAGGAGAAGCACACAACGCUGGUUUACAUGAGUCUCGUGCCAAUUAUCACAGGAGUGGCCAUUGCAACAGUUACGGAAUUAUCCUUUGACAAGAUUGGCCUCAUCUGUGCCCUCCUAUCCACAAUGGGCUUCUCACUUCAGAAUAUCUUCUCCAAAAAGGUGCUAAAGGACACGGGAGUCCAUCAUUUGAGGCUCCUUCACAUUUUGGGACGUCUGGCGCUGUUUAUGUUCCUCCCGGUGUGGUUUUACAUGGACUUCUUCAGCAUAAUCGCCCAUCCGACGGUGUUGACACGCGACUACAAAGUGCUGGCGCUCCUCUUCACCGAUGGCGUCCUCAAUUGGCUCCAAAAUAUCAUUGCGUUCAGUGUUCUGUCGCUCGUGACACCGCUCACGUAUGCCGUUGCGAGUGCCUCAAAGAGGAUCUUUGUGAUUGGAGUUUCGCUCCUUAUCCUUGGGAAUCCAGUGACGUGGAUGAAUAUCUUUGGGAUGGUUCUUGCCAUUUUGGGUGUCCUUGGUUACAACAGGGCAAAGUAUCUGUCCAGGCAUAAGGACACAAAGCCCCCGGUUUUACCUUUUACGAAUCAACAGUGGAACUACAGCCAAUUGCCAACAGUUGACAAUUUCUAUGGGAAUGGAAAGCCCUAUGCGAAUGGAGGGAUAAAAACGACGAAUCUUCUUUUAAAUAAUAACACAGCCACGACAAAUAAGCUCCUCUUUGUCUGAGGGCCCCCUAAAAUGUGUUUGUGGGGGCUUUUAGGUGCUAAUUAUGCUACAGUAUUGCGAGGGAGUGGGGUAAAUGAACAUGAUUGAACAUCUGGGUAUCCCCCAAAAGACGGUACAAAUGAAGCAUCGCUUCAUGCUCACAUGUGGAUGGUGAUAGAGAGAGACACAGAGCCCCGGGGAGAUUGAUAAAGGCGGAAUUCUCCGUGAUUUCAGGGCUCAAAGAUCAACCGGAGGGUCACAAAAAAAACGCCCGGACAAAUAAAUGAGCGCCAAAGCAACUCGGUAAAUGCUUUUGGCAGCAAUUAACUCUUUUUUUCGUCACAAAAACAUUUUUUUUCUUACUUUUAAUUCGUUAUCUUAACAAUCCGUGUGACAACGGAGAGUGCUCGCAUCCAGGAGCAAUUGGGGGGAGGAGCUGAAGAAAAUCUCUCGUCUACACAUCAUUGUUGAGUUGCCCAGAAAGGGGGGAUUUUUUCCGAAUUAAUUUUCUGUUGUUGUUGUAAAUAAUCGCGAUGUGUGUAAAUAGCUCUGAGAAAAAGAUUAAAUGUGCGUCUUAUAUGAUAUAUUUAUUUAGUGAAAACAAUAAAUGAGCGUAAGCUUAGGGAAAUUAUAUAUAUUAUAUACAAAUUAUAUUAAAAAAAAACAAUCACUGUAAAUAAGUCACAAAAAAAAUAGUUGAUGAUUAAAGAAGCAAAAGUUCUGUAUAAAGAA